AUGACCAUGGCGGAUGAGAUCGGCUCGUCGGCGCGUCCCGCGUACAAAAAGCGCAGCUCGUCGAUUUCGGCCCCGGCCUGCGCCAGCCUCGAGACGAUCAUCAGCCCGCCGUCGGAGGGCGACACACCGGAGGGCGGCACGCCCGGCUACCGGAGGCGGAAGCCGGCUACGCGCUCCCAGAGUGCGCGGAUGACGGGGCCACGAUCGGUGCGCCGUAAGCCGCAGCCUUCGCCACAAACACUACAAGACUCGCGGGGCCACUGUACCAGCGAGCCCCGGUUGAACGACUCCGAAACUCCUCCGCCACAGAAACGACGCGGCUCGCAGAGGCGCCCGAUGCACAAUUCAGAGCGGCGUCACCAAAAUGUAAGGAUCAAGUUAGCUACGCCAAGAAAAUCGAAUGCAUUUCUGGACGUGCCACAGAUCAACCUACAGCACCUGCAGCUCGACGACCAGGAGGACGACGACAAUAUCAGACUGAGAACGUUCAGCUCAUCGAAGCAAGGCGUCGUGAACCGGGGCGACUCGUUCCGCAGGCGGCGCUCGAGAAGCAACAGCUUGGCCCCGGUCAGCCCGGUGCGGGUGGUGGACGAGGUCCUGACGCCCCCGACCGCUCCGAUCGAUUCGUUCCGCGUGAUGAUGAUUGGCGCACCGGGCGUCGGCAAGGGGGCGCUGCUGUCGCAGUUCCGGUCGUCGGAGUGUAUCAACGCGUACGACACACGAGAGUCCCCGGGAGAGCAGAACAUAUCCAUCAUUCUGAACGGCGAGGAGUCGGAGCUCAAGUUUGUCACCGAUAGCAUAGGAAACAAGGACGAGAUGCUGAGGGCGGACGCGUUCUUGGUGGUGUUUUCCGUGGUCGACAAGGCCACGUUCAGCCGGGCCGACCAGCUGCUCAACAUGCUGCACGACAUGGACGUUAGCCGGUCCCGGCCGACGAUUCUGGUCGCGAACAAGAUCGAUCUGGCCCGUUCGCGGGCCGUGUCGACGCAAGAUGGAAAAUGUCUCGCCUGUACGCACAAAAUCAAGUUCAUCGAGGUUUCCGUCGCCAUCAACCACAACGUGGACGAGCUGCUGGCCGGCAUCCUGUCGCAGAUUCGCCUCAAGAGGGAACAGUCCGCCUUGCAGGGCACUCGGGAGCCAUCGUCGUCGUCCUCGUCGUCGUCGUCAGCGCAUUGGUACAAAAAUCGCAGCGUCGUCCGGGCCUCCAUGAAGGCGCGUCAGAUGAUCACGUGGAUAUUCGGGAAGGAGGACUCCAAGUUCAAGAACUGCGAAAACCUUCAAGUGCUGUAAGAGCGGAGGACGUGAAAAAUUUCAGCUGCCAAACUAGAGACCAGAAAUUGGCCAAUCAUUGUGCCGCUUAUGGUUGGAGUGGGGUUAGAACAUAUGAUGAUGACGGUUCACAGUUUUUCACUUGUGUACAUAAUCAUCCAUCCGUGGUGCCCCGCCAGAGAAGAGUCCAUACCGACAGAAACUCCAGAAGCUUUCGCGAUGGCAGGCACGUUCAAACAAGAGGAUCAAUCAAUCAUAGGCAGUGAUGCUAAUACCUAACACGUCUACGUUAGGGGUGCUAGCUGUGGAACAUAACCAAGCAUAUAUCAACAUACCACACGCAAAGUGAA
Anopheles coustani is the source of this 1619-nucleotide messenger RNA. RefSeq lists its product as uncharacterized. The transcript is spliced from 9 exons. Bases 1 to 1290 code for a protein of 429 amino acids. Lineage: Eukaryota; Metazoa; Arthropoda; Insecta; Diptera; Culicidae. Gene Ontology annotation, cellular component: plasma membrane. Gene Ontology annotation, molecular function: GTP binding; GTPase activity; calcium channel regulator activity. The record is from RefSeq and is a predicted model, not a curated record.